Messenger RNA from Salvelinus fontinalis (brook trout), 2340 nucleotides. It is a transcript of the gene pitpnc1a, whose product is annotated as phosphatidylinositol transfer protein cytoplasmic 1a. Gene Ontology annotation, biological process: phospholipid transport. Gene Ontology annotation, molecular function: phosphatidylinositol transfer activity; phosphatidylinositol binding. Gene Ontology annotation, cellular component: cytoplasm. The transcript is spliced from 8 exons. The record is from RefSeq and is a predicted model, not a curated record. NCBI's taxonomy places the organism in Eukaryota, Metazoa, Chordata, Actinopteri, Salmoniformes, Salmonidae. Bases 1 to 957 code for a protein of 318 amino acids.
AUGAUCAGCAAGCACAGCCAUGAGCAGAGUGAGCGUGGAGAAGGAGUGGAGGUGGUGCAGAACGAACCCUACGAGGACCCCACACAUGGACAGGGACAGUUCACAGAAAAACGCGUCUACCUCAACAAUAAGCUCCCUAGCUGGGCCAGGGCGGUGGUCCCUAAAAUCUUCUAUGUGACAGAGAAGGCCUGGAACUACUACCCCUACACCAUCACAGGAUUCUUCUCCUGCUGUGAUGCAGAGUACACUUGUUCCUUUCUGCCAAAGUUCUCCAUUCACAUAGAGACCAAGUAUGAGGACAACAAAGGCAGCAAUGACAAUAUCUUUGAUAGCGAGCCCAAAGGGGAGGAGGAGAUAGAGGUGUGCUUAGUGGAUAUCGCCUACGACGAGAUCCCAGAGCGCUACUACAAGGAGUCUGAGGACUUGCGGUACUUUAAAUCAGAGAAGACAGACCGGGGUGUUCUGCAGGAGGGCUGGAUCGACAACCAGGAACCCAUCAUGUGCUCCUACAAACUGGUGACAGUCAAGUUCGAGGUGUGGGGUCUUCAGACACGGGUGGAGCAGUUUGUACACAAGGUUAUCCGUGACGUCCUGCUCCUAGGACACAGACAAGCCUUUGCCUGGGUGGAUGAGUGGAUUGAAAUGACCAUGGACGAGGUGAGAGAGUACGAGCGGGCCACCCAGGAGGCCACCAACCGUAAGAUCGGACCCUUCCUCCCAUCCAUCUCCAUCACCGAGACCCCCCUGGCCUCAGUGGCCCGCAACGGGCCCUCCAGCGCCCCCUCCACCCCCCUCUCCACAGAGCCUCCAGAGUACCUCUCCGUACCCAAGGACCGACCCAGGAAGAAGUCAGCCCCAGAGACCUUGACCCUCCCCGACCCCAAUCGCAGGGACUCAGGCUUCAGGCUGGCUAGCAUCUUCUCCUGGGGCUCAACCCCUAGCCCCCAGCCUGAAUGAGAGGGGGACCCAUAGGUGUGGUAUACACCUAUCUACAUUCAGGGGGUGGCUAUGUACAUCCAUUUUGUCCCCUAGACAACUUAUGUAAAAGGGAGUGUUGUUCACAGACCUCCUGUAACUUGGUGGUGUGGUAAACGCCUCUCCACAGACAGUUGCUGGUAUCACCCUGAAGCCAACCACUGUCACCAACUAACUGUGUCUUGGUCUGCCUUUGCAGAGAGAUAGUCAGUCUGAUCACCACGCAACACUUGGAGAGGAGUCUCAAGGCACACACCAAAUACAUGUACGCGCAAACACACACUCACAAACAUACACACACACACACACACUCACAAACAUACACACACACACCACACACACACCACACACACACACACACACACACACACACACACACACACACACACACACACACACACACACACACACACACACACACACACACACACACACACACACACACACACACACAGAGUGUCUUUUAAAAACCUCUUGAACCUCUCCAUUGGUCCCAUCAAAACACAGCAACCAGCACCAUCUACCAGCCAGAAAGCUCAUGUGGAGGUCAAUUAUAGUCUGAUUUAAUUUAGUUCACAUUCCUCUGAAUACUUUGUGCUUCUCUUCAGUGUCUCAGUCCUCUUUCAUCUCAGUUGAUACUGUAUCUCAGGGUUUGUUACCUAGAUACACAGAGAUCUGAUAAAUAGACUCUUGAAUCAGCACACUCAAUUUCUGCAUAUGGAUAUAAAUGUGUGGGAUGAUCAAACUCAUUUCCUCCUUCUUUCUCAUUGCAGUCAAGCCCUCUUAUUGGUUGGAAAUUGACGCCAUGUAAUUGCAGAUGUAACUAUGUGUUGGUUGUUAUUCAUGGUUUGUUGUAGAGCGCUGUGAACAGUUCGAGUAAAACGGUGGAUUUCAGGAGAGUGUUAUUUUAUCCUGUGUUUUGUUUUGUAAAUAUGUAUAUUUAAGAGUUAUCUAUUGUAAAAAUGCUGAAUUCAUUGAUGUCUUUCAAUGUUAUGGAAUUGCUGUAAUCUCUGUAUUGGAGAGAGAGAAAGAGGUCUGUGUAGAGCUCUAAAGUGGAGGCGUUCUCUUUCUGAAUUCUGUUGGUGUAGUUUUGUUGACCAUGGUGUCCUUUAAGACAUAUAUAAAAAUGCAUGGUUUGAAUAUCCAGCCUCUGCUUGUCUUUUAAACUGGGGAGAAAAUGUACUUUUGAAAUGGCUGUCUUCUAUACGGUAUGGGGCUUUUCCUUUGUUUGUUACAGACUACGGCAGGACAAAACAUGUCUGAUCAAUGUUGUGAUUUGGCUUUUAGGGAUGAUUUAAGUCAUGAAUUUGCAAUCAUGUUGUUGUUGUGUUUUAUAUCAAAUCAAUAAAUUAAAUAUUGCUCAAA